AGUGUAUCAUCUUAGUUUUAACAUGUUUUCUAGACUCUAGUCUAGAUUGACUCCCUAGUGAAUCUAGAUCUAGACUGAUCUUGAAUUGUUAUUACUAAUAAUUAGAUAGACUGUCUACUCUACUAAAUUAGAUCUAGAUAGAUCUAUUAAUCUAUUACUUACAUGACGUCAAGAGUAAAGUCUAGUAUCAGUAUCACUAUCAGUAUGAUUAUCAUCAUGAUCAUCUAUUCUAUUGAAUUGAUUCAAUGAUUGUUGGAUAAAUACAGUCUUGCAAGCCAAGAUUAAAAUAUGUCUAAUCCAUCUACCACAAGAAAAGAGUCACAAAGGGCUACUGAGCAAGAAACAAAUUCUUCAACAAACAAUGUGAAGAAAAAAUUGCAAUGUGAUUUGUGCAAGUUGUCAUAUCCUUCAGAGAAAGAAUUAACAGAGCAUCUUGUGUCAUUGAUGCAUCACAAUAAGUUAAAAGAUAAACACAAAAAUGUUCCUCACUGUUGUAGUCUGUGUGGCUACACUUGCUACAAUAUGGCAGACUACAGAACUCACAUAGCCACUGAGAAACACCAGAGAAAACUUUCUGUUCUGAAAGGUGAACCUUGGACAGGCAGCAAGUUUAAAAAGAAGACGGACACGAACAGAUGGAAAGGACAUUCUGGCAAUGCUUCAGAUUUUCAUCGUUCUCAAAGAGUUUCAUCAGAUUUUAACAGCAUCACAAGUGACUAUUUACCCAAUGAUGAUUUUAGUGCUUAUCCUAACUGGCAUAAUAGACAACUAAACAGGAGACAGUUUAAUGAAGACAGUAAUAACUCACAUUAUGGUCGACACACACAGAGUAGAGGUAAUCGGGGUCAGUAUAAUCACUUGAACUGGAGCAGACAGCACCACCAAAGGCCAGGAUCUGAAACACAUGAACCUUGGGGUUCUGGUGUGUAUGGGAAGCACAACAAUGGUGAAGCUUAUUAUUUUCGUGGAAAUGGUGCUGGUAGGAUUGUCUCUAAAAAGAAUUAUGAUUUUACCAAAGAUAAUGUGGAUCUAACUGGUAGUGACUGGGAUGAGCAUUCUCUUGUUAGACAGGAGCAGUUUCUGGCUGACAUAUCAAAAGAGCCCUACAAAAGUCCAUUGCCAUCAUUUUGCACUACUGAGAAUAAUAAAGAUAAAUUUGAAGAAGAGAGGCUUUCAAGAGUGAAUGAAUUUUAUGGAAGAGACAGAAAACGGCCACGCAGUGAUGACGUGGUUGAAGAAUCUCUUCCCAAGUCUCUGAAAUCAUUUGAUUCCACUUCAUCAGAUUAUAACCACAACUUAGAGCCUGAGAGUUUAGGGUCCUCAAACCUAGGAAGAAUGUCACCACAUGACAAGAGCGCUAUCACAGAUGCUAGCAACAGUAUAUUGGAGAAGGCAGAGCGCCUGUGUAAAGAGCUGAGAAACAAAAAUUCACAGGAUACUUUUUACCAAAUGAGAAAAUCUGAAACAUCAUCAGGGGAAAAAAGUAAUAGCACAAAAUAUAAGGAGGGCCAAAAUAAAUUGGAUAAAAAUGUUUCUAAUAAUUUCCAGCAGCAUUCACAGCAGACUAAUAAGUCUAUUAGUUCAGCUGAAAGAGCAGCACUUAACAAAGUGGAUGUCACAAAAAGUGACUCCACAAAUAGUGCUGUGGAUACACAUUCCAAAGUUGAAAGAAACAACUCUAAAGCACCAGAUUCUGAAACAUCUUCAGGCUCACAGACAAUGAAAACGCUCACUUCCAGAAAAGCUCACCAGAAAGCCCUCACUAGCCCACUGAAAGCCAGGUCCCCUGUCCAUGUAUCCACAGACAACAUUCACUCACCACCAGCUGCAAGCAGCAUUGCACAUUAUGAAGACAACAUGGACUCGUUAAAGAAAAAUCGACAAAGAACUCUGUCCUCUGAAUAUGGUGCUGAAAGAUCUGCUGAAUCAGCAGAAAAAACAUUACAGAAGUCUACAGUUAAGUCAAUAUCAAAAGACCAUCUUCAGAAACUUGUAAAUGCACCUAGAUCUAGAGAUGAAAGGCUACAACUAGCCAAGUUACUACAUUCCAAGGGACACAAAUAUGCAUCUUCUACUGCACUUCGGUCAACUCCUCAGCUUGAAGGCCUUUAUGACUCCGAGGUUCCUGACAUAAACACUGAUCUGGGAGAUCUUCCUACUGACCUUACCAUUAAAAUAGAAGAUCUGUCUGACGGUGUCCGCCAGCAGUUAAUGGAUCUGAUAGGGGAAGAUAUCAGGGAGGUUUUGAAUGCAUCUGGCAGAAUUGUACCUCCUGGCAAUGUGGUUGAAGUUUCUGAUGAUGACUGCCAGAGAUCCUAUGGCAAUGAACUGAGACCACAUUCACCUCAUAGGUCUGCAGAAAAUAUCCAUACAGACAAUUUAGAGGAUGUUCCUUUACCCAAAAAGAAAAAGAAAAAGGAAAUAAAGAAAGCUGUGGACAUCAUUCCCUCAUCUAAGCCGUCACAUGCAACACACAUGAAUCCCAAUCAAAAACUUUUAGGAUAUGCUCAAGCUAAAGACUCAGGAAGCUUAGCAAGUCCACGUGUUUCUGCAGUUUCCAAUAGUUAUCUAAAAGAAGGGGAUAUAAACAGUACAGAUCAACACUUGAGUACUCCACCAGCACAGAGCACAGCUGAUAAAACAAGCAAGUUAAAUGAUUUCCAAGAAAAGCGCCCCAAAUCACCUUAUAAACCUAUAACUAGCCGAUCAAAAAGUCCCAUUCCAUCUCAAGAUAAAUCAGUUUUGAAUAAGGAUAAUGUGAACACUAGGUAUCCAACUCUCAUGGACACAGUCAGAUCUGCACCUCCUAGUUCCCCCUCUCCACAAACUUGCAACUCUCCAUUAGUUCAGGUUGAACCCUCUUCCUCUUUAUCAUGUAGUACUCCUGGAUCCAUUGCUUCAUCAUCCAGUGUCUCAACUCAGCCUGCUCAUACACUGCCCUCAUACAAGCAGUUCACCUUACCUCCGAGCACAUGGUUAGCUGAUAAAGCUUCAAGUCCAUUGGCUGCUAAGAGCAGUGACAAAACACAGGCAACUCUCGCUAAAGACAUACAAGACAAGUCAGACUUAAAAAAUGCGAAUGGGAUAUUAAAGACAGACACUGCUGUCAUUGAUAUUGAAGAACUUGGAAGGGACACACCCCAGUCAACAUGUACUGAAGGAACUGUAUAUGAAAGGGACUCUAGCCAGUCAGCAUACUCCAUCCCUGAAGAGUUGUUAAGCUUGUCAGAAAGGGAAGAAGACAUAAAACAAGAAAUGGUGAGCCUUGAUCUAAGACUGACUCGUCUCCACAGACUUUUGGAACAGGCAGUGGCUCAGAUUAAUAAGUGUACAGAGAGAAGAAAUCAGCUUCUUGAAGAAACCCAAGUAAUUUCCACUAAAAGGAUAACACUUUUAAGAGAAACUGCUGCAGUUCGUUUGAGAGGGAAAUCAAAAGAACACACUCCCAAUGCUACACUAGAGGCUUCAAGAUCUAAAGAAAGUAGCAGCAAGCCAGCCGACUCGACAUCUCUAACACCGAGUGAUGGUCAGGGAAAUUCUGGAACCACUUUGUCCAAAGAGGACUGGUUGGCUAAGUUUUCCUCCUUUCUUCCACCAGAAACUGUAUUAAAAGAUAAAGUGUCAACACCAUCAACAUUGUCCAGUAAACCUGAAGAACUAGCAGCUCCUCAAAGUGAAGCUCAUGUGUCACAAGCCAACAGAGCUGUGGGACUAAAUGACACUGUGCCAAGAAAGAGUGCAGCAGUCUUGGAGACCCAUGUAUCAAUGAACCAAACUGUAAAUCUUUCGGCUGAUAGAACAAUUGAUAGUUCUCCUGCAUCAAAUCCACCUCAGGAAAAUCAUCAGGUUAUGAAAGAUUUGCUCACUAAUAAAGGAACAUCUGCUGAUCCACUACAACAGAGGCUUCAGGAAAUAAUGAGUCUAACUACAAAUAACACUACUGAGACAACUCUCUCAAGUCACUCUGCAUUUUCAAGACAUCUAGAAGAACAGUCAGACAACUCCUUGGCUCAACCAACCCUUCAAUCUAUUUCUAGAAUUUUUUCUCGACCUCUUCUUUAUCUUGGAAGUUUCAAAAGUGCAGAAAACUUACCACUGCGUACACCAGUUAUAAUGUUAAAUGAUUCUGCCAUGCUGCAAACUGGUGCAGGAGAUACAAGCUCAGCCCAUUACUCUGUACCAGCCCAAGCUACAAAACCAGCACAGGCUAACUCUGCAGCUGAUGACUCAGAUAGUGGUAGCAUUACAAGCAGGGUUAGCGGAAGUUCCUUGGGGGAAAAGAUAUCACGCUACUGUCAAAAUACACCUGAGGCAUCCCUGGACUCGACUUGCAAGGCAAGGCCACCUGGAAACAGUGGGCUGCAGUCAGUCAUCAAACCUUGCUUUGUUUCUCUUAGUAGGGUGGAAGAUGUGUUGAAAAAAGAUAAGAUGCCUGUCACAAUGGACACAAAAACUGCUGAAGCAUUGCAUCUUCUGGAAAGGAAUAAAGAGAAUGAUGAGCAUGUCACUCCAUCCAGCAUCAUGUCAAGUGGGGUCAAGAAGAAAAAGAUGAAGACCAGACAGGAACGAGAUAUUAGUGACCUCCGUAGGAAGAUAAGGCACAGAAUUUUGUCCACCUCCUCUUCUGAUGGUGAGAACAGAGAAAGUAGAUUGGAUGAGGCUAUCACUUGUGGUUCAGCCGAACUGGUCAGCAGAACAGGGAACAUCAGUCCAGAGAGAUAUAAACAAGCUGCUCAGCCUUCCAAGACAAUAAAUAGCGAAAUGUCACCUUCGAAAUCCUUUUCUGUAGUAAGAGCUGAAUGUGAUUCAUCAACCAAUAUAGGUGUGGACAGAGACAGCAUUAAUGAAAGGCUAAGGGCACUUAAAGAAAUGAGAGAGAAUUUCGACAAAGCAUUUGGCCUGCCUUCCAAGACUUUAUCUGAUCGAGAAGUUGUCCUGCUAUCUGACGAUGAAACUACCCCCACUAGCAAAGGUGAAAAUCAGAAUAACUUGGAUAUCAGGGCAGAGGAGAAUUCCAAGAAAUCCUGUGACUAUCUUGCAAGUGACAUGCUGCAGACAAGUCUAAGCAAAAAGAGUUGUUUCCCAAGCAAACAUGGUCCUGUUGUAGAUCUUCAUGUUUUCCACUCUGAGUUGUAUGUAGCAUACUGCAAUUAUGGUGUGGCUAUUUAUAGCUUAGGUGACACUAACAAGAAAGCUCUACAAGAAAUUAAAUUUCCUGACCUUCAGUGCAUGACCGUGGCUGAGUUGCAGGGGUCAGUCAAGGUUAUUGUUGGGUGUGGUCCUCAGCUUGCAUUCUGUAAUCCUAAAGAUGUUUGUACCACACAGCCUGAAACCUUUGAUCUGGGCAGCCCUGUAAAGUGUUUGUUAGUAACAGGCUCCUUAGUUUAUUGUGGUUUAGACACUGGAGAAAUUGGUGUCUUUGAUACUAUGAAAAUGGAAUUAAAAGAUCGCUUCAUAUGUUCUGACCAUCCCAUCCACUGUCUGGCCUCUGCUCAAGAGGGCUCCUCCAGGCUGAUAUGUGCUUCCUCUCAAGAUGGCACAAUUCUUGUGAUCAAUGCACACACUGGCCUGCCACUUAGGAUAUUAAUAGGGCACAGCAAAACAGCAUUUUCAUUAGCAGUCAGUGGCCAAUUGGUUUACAGUGGUUCAGGUGACAGUACUGUGAUAGCUCAUAAUAUCCAUACUGGCGCUAUUGUUGAUAUUAUCAAUGAUAACAAGGGUUUAAUCAAAUGUGUUUAUUACCAAGAUGGCUUUCUUUUUACUGGUGGAAUGGACAGGCUGGUCAGAUGUUAUGAUAGAAAGAUUAAACAAUUAAUUCAAGUAUACUAUGGAGCUGAAAGAACUGUCAUCUGCAAAAUUUGUGUUCAUGAAAAUAUGUUGAUCACAGGUAAUACAACAGGAGCUGUGGAUUGCAUCAAAUUAGAUUAUACAUCACAGAACUGGUGUCAUAAAGGGGACUGCAAAUUAAACUUUGGCAACCGCUCACAUCUCUUCUGGCACAUCCUGGAGGAUCAUGACAUCACAGAGGUCAAGAAGGAAACAUCAGCUUUAAAACAACUGUCUAGCAAAGAAUUACUCUCAUAAAAUAAAUUGUGUGAAAUUUAAAUAUCUUAAUCCUUUACAGAUUUUGUUUCACCACAAGUUUUUAUGUCAGAUUUAAAGUUCAACAUCAAGUGUUGCUACAAAAUAAAUCAUGAAGAUACGUUAAAAAAACAUUCUGAGACAUUUCCCUAGAUAGAUUCACUAUUCUCUUAUCAGUUCACAUCUUACGCUUCUCCUAAAUAUAUGUAUAUAUUUUAUUUCACACAGUAAUGUCCCUGAGUUCAAUCCUUAUUUUUGUAAUCUAUAAAAAGAUAAUAAAAAUAAUUGUAAAAUUAUUUGAAAGUAACUCUUUAGUAAAUAUAGUGUAUAGUAUUCAUAUAUAACUUUGUGUUAUAUAGCAGAUAAAUAAACAGAAGAGCUGCUUUAUAAAGCAAAAAAAAAUAAUUGUAAAUUAUGAUUCUGUGAAAGGAAGCUUACCAAAGUGAGUUUUCUGACUGAACCUUAGAAUAAAUAUACUUUGAAUGUGUUUUUUUUGUAUUACUAAAUCUUGGGGAAUCAUAUCAUUGCUGAACUUAACUGAGCUCUUGUAUGAUUCAAUAAAUUUGUGACUAAAUAAUUUGGAUGUACAGUAAUUAUUGGCAAAUUAAAAUCUUAAUCACUAAAGCAACAACCUAUUCAUAUAAUGUUCUUAGUGUUAUAAAAUAUUUUCUUCUGUACUUCUGCAUUUAUCUUUACUCUUUGUUUUACAUAUAUUUUUAAAUAGAUCUUUACAAUCAUUCUUAGAUCAAAAUAAAAAGUUCAGUAAUUUUAUAUCUGAAAACAAAAACAUUUUAUGUAUAACCAGAAAGAGCUUGUAUUUUAUUUAAUAUAGGAAAAUAUUUCUUGAGAGGCCUUGUAUUUAAUAACUACCAAAAUAAUUUUCAUUAAAAUUAUUUCUUUUAUUCAUUGUAAUUUUGCCAAUAACGAUUUUCCAAAUAUAAACAUAGGUACCAUUUAAAUUAUUAUUAUUGUUAUAGCUUUUAUAUAGCGCUACUUUCAUGCUUAUAGCAUGCUCAGAGUGCUUUGGUCCAAUCUCAUUUGUGGACCAGUGGGGGGAGGGGUUCUCUAAGAGUUGGUUUUCCAUGCUUCCUUUAGGCGCUCAGUAAACACAACUCUGCCCGAGUCGGGUGUCGAACCUUGAGCCCCCUUCUAGGUAGCCAAGCCAAGUUCAAGCACACUUGGCCUCUCGACCACGCUUCCCUGAAUAAAGUUUCCAUUUUGCCAUCAAUCAAUUUUAAUCAAUUAAUGCUAAAGAACAAUAAAUGUGAGACUUGACAUUUAAAAUCCUAAUUAUGUCUUACUUACACUGAGACUUGCUGCAAACUUGACUUCAUCUUUAAAAAGCAACUAUUACUUGUCAGUUAAGUUAUGGUACACACUUAAUAUGACUUCUAUCAAAACUCCUGUCACCUUUCAUCAACAGAUUAGAAGUAACUUUGUAAAUGUUGUUUCUAUGUGAUAUUUGUAGACUUGUGUCUAGGUUUUUAUCUUGUUCUUUCAUAAAGAACAAUUUAUGUCUUGAGAAAACUUACAUUUGAUAAUGUAUUUAAUCAAAACAGAGCAGUGUAUUGUGGGUCUAAGUAUUCAAAAUGGCUGAUGUGUUUUUAUUUAAAUGAUAAACAUGGAAGGUUGACUAUUACAAACACAGUUUUAAAGUGAAUUUUUAAUUUUGAUGAUCAGUUGAUUUUUAUUAUUAUUAUUAUUUUAAUUGACUUUUAAUGUUGUACUCGCAUUUUUAAACUUGAAUAAAUAUUUGUAUUAUUGAAUUUUG
Biomphalaria glabrata is the source of this 7852-nucleotide messenger RNA. RefSeq lists its product as uncharacterized. Gene Ontology annotation, molecular function: zinc ion binding; SH3 domain binding; RNA binding. The transcript is spliced from 21 exons. The record is from RefSeq and is a predicted model, not a curated record. Gene Ontology annotation, cellular component: membrane; cytosol. NCBI's taxonomy places the organism in Eukaryota, Metazoa, Mollusca, Gastropoda, Planorbidae. The coding region runs from base 289 to 6084 and encodes 1931 amino acids.